Molecule: messenger RNA, 312 nt
Organism: Protopolystoma xenopodis
Lineage: Eukaryota; Metazoa; Platyhelminthes; Monogenea; Polystomatidea; Polystomatidae
Source: the annotation of a GenBank genome assembly
AUGACUCCUCCUACCCUAUACAAGCCUGAGGGGAACGGGGCGAAUAUGCACUUUUCGCGGCCGAACCCGUCUUCUAUAUUCCCACCCUCAUCCAUCCUCUCAUCAUCCUGUUCGUCCCUCCUGGUCCCUGUUGCCAGUCAGUAUCGAGGGAAAACUCCAGAAGCUUCGGGGCCACUAACCAUGGGGUGCCUGCUCGACUUGUCUAAAGGGCACCAGGAGCCUGAAUUGUGCGAUGUCCUGCCUCGACGGAAUCUCCUCCGUCCGGUUCUCAGAUCUCCGAACCCAUCUGCAGCUUGUGGUAGGCCAAGAUGA